AAUUUGGAGAAUGCCUCCCGUGGCGACAAGGACAGGCCAAAGACAGCUCAAUCAAAACAAAGAAAAAGACAACAAGAGCCAUGCGGUGCUUUCAGAAGGUGACACAAGCCGUCAUGGGGAACGACGAUACCCGCCAGUCGGCUGUCCAAAGCGAGGUGUGACGGCUGGUCGGUCAUCAGGAGCAACAAACGUUUGGCCUCUGGACGCCAACCCACGGCUUUCUGAGAGAGGGACACAGUUGUUGGUGUUUACAGGACUGGAACAGAACGACUAAUGGAACUUUGUGGAGGCCUUGGGAGUGAAAGAACACAUGGACAUUUCAGGGGUUGUUGAUCUUGGUGGGAUGCACGUUGAUGUAAGGCGACACCGGCUUGUCCACAAAGGAACCGAACCCGAGCCAAAGGUCUGAGGAGUGCUCCUUCAUACGCAGAGACAGCGCUACGCCCACCGUCUUCAGCUGGAUGAGGAAAAUCAGCAAAGUGGAUCCAGUGAUGGGAGGAGGUCAGAGGUGAAACGGGAGCUUAUCAGGGUUGCCCCGAUCAAGCGCAGAGAAUACCAGCAAACCCAACACAAGAUGAGCAUGGAACUGAUUCGCCGCAGUGUACUUGAAGGCGUCAGUAUUGGUCCCCAUCUUGCCUCCUUUCCCCUCCAUUUCCAUUUCCCCACUGUGGACUUUAGACCACCGUUCUUUGGAAAGGAGCUCCAGAGCACGCGGUGUGUGCCUCGGUAACAGUGUGAAAGCAGCGAAUUUUCGGGGAGCUCCAGAGCACGCAGUGUGUCGGGGAGCUCCAGAGCACACGGCGUGUCGGUAACAGUGAAGAAGUGUGAAAGCAGAGCAUUUUUGAAAACCACCUUGCAAGGAGUCUCUUCGUGAUUCACACUAUGACAUGGCUCCCUCUAGUGGCCUCUAUUGUCAAGGCAUUGCUGUGAGACCGCUGGAAAGGAGACGCAAAUAUACAGGAGCAUACGCUGUAAGUGAACGUGUCCACUGGGAAGGCAAAUGUCGUUAUCCAGGGUUUCCAGACAAGACAAUGGAUGUUGCAGAUGUUGAGAAGCACCGAGAGGCAGACUUCUCCAGCUGGAGGUGGAGACAUGCCCGGGGCAGAAUGUGCUCCAGCCGCAAGAUCUUGUGGAGCCUUCUCCUUCUGUCCGUGGUGGAGGUGGGCCUGGGCGUGGCGAGCAUCGUGCUGGGAGCCGUUCGCAUCAGCUGGAUACGUGGGGAGCACAAUCCGCAACAGGGCGACGCUUCGCCGGUGUGGAGCGGACUUUGCUUUCUGCUAUGUGGCAUGUGUGGAGUGUUGUGUGCUCGAAAGAGGACCGGCCUUACUAUGAUUUUAUUCUCAGCCUGUUGCAUCUGUGGUCUGAUCGCCGGCAUCCUCAACUUCCAGUUUGUCCGGGCGCUGAGUAAACGGCCAGAUUCCAUGCAAUCCAUUCAUCUGGCUGCCAUGACUCUGGCCUGUCUGGGCAUCUCCUCAUGUACAUUAUCCACAUGGCUGACAUGUCGUCUCGCCAGCUCUGAGCAACAGAGGAUGUUCUUGGAGAGAGAACAUUCCCUGCAUCAUUCACACGAGAUGAGCGAGAAGGACGUCCUGGACAACUCCAGUAGUGGCGUCCCUCAGAUCUCCUACAAUGGACACGCUAGUGCGUCGCCAUGACGAUGUGAACCGGAACUUGAAUCGCUUGCUGUCGACAACUAAGUAAAAGCAUGGCUGCACUUGAGGCUACAAAUGCUUAGACAUAUAAUCUAACUUUAUCAGGAGGCGGACUCUGCGUGCAGCCGGUCAAGUGAGAUUGUUUUUUUUUUUUUAAUGGAGUUUAAACCAAACCAAAGAGAAUGUGACAUCAUCAAACCUUUAAAUUAACAGAAUAGAUGGAUUCCAGUGCCUCAAAGUGAAAAGCACAACUGGACCUGACUUGAUGUGUCUUAUAGCCCCUCUGUAAAUGUUUGCAUUUGUUUGUAUUGUAAUGAGAUAACAGUAUGCUUUUAAAAAACAGUUCAGUGAUGCACAAUGUAUUGCGUGGAUAUAUGUACAUACUUGCCAUUACAUUAGGUACACUGCACAAUCUGUGAGUCUAUGUCCGGCAUAUAGAUUAAUCUAUCAGUAAAACAUAUUUUUAUAAUAAGUACAUAAGUGCUU
Molecule: messenger RNA, 2138 nt
Organism: Doryrhamphus excisus (bluestripe pipefish)
Lineage: Eukaryota; Metazoa; Chordata; Actinopteri; Syngnathiformes; Syngnathidae
Source: RefSeq, a predicted model, not a curated record